This is a messenger RNA of Scutellospora calospora, 498 nucleotides long. NCBI's taxonomy places the organism in Eukaryota, Fungi, Glomeromycota, Glomeromycetes, Diversisporales, Gigasporaceae. The record is from the annotation of a GenBank genome assembly.
AGCCUAAAAAAGAUAAGAAAUCACCGCCUAACACUAUAAAUAGUGUUCUACCAGAUAAUAAAACCCCACCAAAAUCCAAACAACAAAUAGAUAAAGAACAUUACCAAAAGAAUAAAGAACGCAAAAAACAACAACAAUGUGCCGAGGACAUUAAAGAAGGUUUUGGCAGUGUCGAAGCGGUUAUGAAAUUAGAACAAAAAGCAAGAAUAGAAAAUAACUAUUUAGAUACUGCCGAGCAAUUGGAAAAGCAAAGCCAAGAAUACUUAAAAGAUAUUGAACUUGCUAAAUAUCAUGAGGAAAGAGGCAAAAAAGGUUGUGAAUGCUAUUCGUGUGAGGAACAAAAGAAAGCAAGGGCAGAAGUAGAAGCAGAAAGGGAGAAAAUUAUUGCUGAUUACGAAGCAGAACAGGAAAAAAGCGGAGAUUAUGAGACUGAAACAAUAAGAGGAGAGUGCGGAAAUUGCAGUGAAUAUAAAAAAGUGGAUAGUGAUAGUGGAUUAU